Medicago truncatula (barrel medic) is the source of this 1835-nucleotide messenger RNA. Its product is annotated as RCC1 domain-containing protein RUG3, mitochondrial. The transcript is spliced from 6 exons. The coding region runs from base 61 to 1395 and encodes 444 amino acids. Gene Ontology annotation, molecular function: guanyl-nucleotide exchange factor activity. NCBI's taxonomy places the organism in Eukaryota, Viridiplantae, Streptophyta, Magnoliopsida, Fabales, Fabaceae. Gene Ontology annotation, cellular component: cytoplasm. The record is from RefSeq and is a predicted model, not a curated record.
AAAUGUCACGUCGUGUAGUUGUACAUUCUCAAUGACUGUAAAAUAAAACACUUUUAUCAGAUGAUGGCGACGAAUCUCCACCGUCACCGCCGCCGCAUAUCGACGCUAACUCACCGCUUAUAUUCCUCCUUCUCCACCACCACCACCACAAAAACCUCCACACUCUACACCACAGACACCCCUGACCCCACCACAGUCCAACUCCUCUCAUGGGGCAAAGGCGCCUCUGGCCAACUCGGUGGCGGUGUCGAAGAAACUCGUCUCUACCCAUCUCCAGUCACCAACCUACUUCUCGCUCCAAAAUUCACUCUUUUUAACACCCCCGGGCUUUUACCUGGGCCGGAGGGGAGUAACAAUAAAGGGGUGGAAGUGGGUAUUUCGUGUGGGCUUUUUCAUUCUUGUUUGGUUGUUGAUGGUGGGCUUUGGGUCUGGGGUAAAGGUGAUGGUGGAAGAUUAGGGUUAGGUCAUGAGAGUUCGAUGUUUGUUCCUACUUUGAAUCCUCAUCUGGAGAAUGUGAAGUCUGUUGCUCUUGGUGGGUUGCAUUCUGUUGCACUUACUUCUGCUGGUGAAGUUUUUACAUGGGGUUAUGGUGGUUUUGGGGCACUUGGACACUCAGUAUACACAAGAGAACUAUUCCCUAGGUUGGUAAAAGGGGCCUGGGAGGGGACUAUCAAACACAUUGCUACUAGUGGAGCGCAUACUGCGGCAGUAACCGAAUCAGGGGACCUUUAUAUCUGGGGUCGAGAAGAAGGAGAAGGUCGAUUGGGCCUUGGUCCUGGUCGAGGCCCAGAUCAUGCAGGUGGACUUAGUAUCCCUUGCAAAGUAAAAGAAUUACCUUUCCCUGUUGCUGCUGUUUCUUGUGGGGGAUUUUUCACACUGGCAUUGACAGAGGAAGGACAACUUUGGAACUGGGGAGCAAAUUCUAACUAUGAACUUGGGAGAGGUGAUAGAAUUGGUGGUUGGAGACCAAGACCAGUACCUAGCCUUGAGAAGGUUCGAGUAAUUCAAAUAGCAAGCGGAGGAUAUCACUCGCUUGCAUUAACAGAUGACGGCAAAGUGCUUUCAUGGGGCCAUGGUGGACAAGGUCAGUUGGGUCAUGGAUCUGUCGAGAACCAGAAGAUACCAACAUUAGUCGAGGCUAUAGCUCAUGAGCAUAUUAUAUAUAUUUCUUGUGGGGGUGCUUCAUCAGCAGCUGUCACAGAUGAAGGAAAAUUAUACAUGUGGGGAAAUGCCAGUGAUUCGCAAUUGGGAGUUCCUGGGCUACCAGCGAUACAACCAUACCCUGUUGAAGUCAAUUUUUUAAUGGAAGAUGAUGGAUUAGGAUCACACAAGGUUUUAUCAAUUGCAAAUGGCGCAUCACAUGCCAUGUGUUUAGCUUUGAGGGAAAGUUGUUGAUUAUGUCAGCUGUCCUGGAGAUUUCUUCGUUGACAAUAAUGCCAUGUUGGCCUGGAUAUAGUUGAUCUUGAACAAGGUAUAUUUCAUGGGUGAAAUGCUGAAAAUGCUUUUCUUUUUGUGGAAUAGAAUGCAUCAAUGGAUAAAUGGUUUACACAUGAUUGCUACAACAGAUUCAGAUCUCUAACUCAUUAUCAGUGCUACCGCUUGGGGGUGUUCGUUUCUUUGUGGUUACGCAAUUUGGUUUUGACAAACUUUAUAUUGUUGUAACUAAUGCAAUAUGAAGAUCAACUUACAUUUAAAGAAUAUCUAUUGAAAUGUCUGAUGCUUCAUUUGCAAAUUUCAGUGUAGGCAAUACUGUAAGAACACAAGAUCAUUGAAUUGCAGUGUUCAUGGUCUUUUAGACUUAAAAGUAAUAUUGAGUUUGUUAUUGUGGACUAGUA